AAAAAAAAAAAAGAAAAAAAAAAAACAAAGCUGGAAUCGAAAGCCAUAUGGUCUAUGCGACUAUUACUAAAAAGCUCCCGUCGGUGAUAGCUACCUCGCCGGAGCCGAGAGGGCAAACUUUCUUAACCUUCACACCCUCUCUCUCUGUUCUCGCGUUCUGUCUUCGAGAAAGCGAGAUCGAGAGGUUCGUUCUCUCUCUCUCUCUCUCUCCUUCCGAAACCUAAAAGUUCAAAUCUCCCUUUUUCACUAUUUAGAUCUUUAUCCCUCUCUCCAAUUUUCUACGAUUUUCUGACUUUAUCAGAUAAUCAAGCUUCUUCCUUUCUGAUUCGUAGUGUUUUAUUGUUCUUUUUUAUCAGAAAUCGAGGUUUUAUUAUCAUUAUGUUGGGGGGAGGGGUCUGAGGAACUUUAUGCGAUCAAAGUUGUGGAAUUAGGGAGAGGAAAGGGAAGGACAUGUAUCGAGGCGGAGUCGGAUCUAAGACGGAGAUCGGUCCUAUCGAUCGUAAGCGGAUCAAUGAUGCGUUGGAUAAGGUUCUGGAGAAAUCGUCUCCUUCGACGUCAAAGGGAUUGAAUGGUAAGGACAGGGAUAGGUUGUCUGUUCCGUCUACCUCAGCUGGUAAACCGCCGCCUGAUCAUAGAGAUACUCGUUCUUCGUCUCUCGCUAAGAACAAGUUGUCCGACGAAGAAUCUGAAACAGACAGUGAAGAGUCUGAUGUCAGUGGUUCUGAUGGCGAUGACACAUCUUGGAUCUCAUGGUUUUGCAAUCUGCGUGGAAAUGAAUUCUUUUGUGAAGUUGAUGAUGAGUACAUCCAAGAUGAUUUUAACCUUUGUGGGUUAAGCAGUCAAGUUCCUUACUACGAUUAUGCACUUGAUCUGAUUUUGGAUGUUGAAUCUUCUCAUGGUAAGCAUUUUUUUUUUGGGGGGAGAACGCUUUUGCAGGAUACUUCCGUGUUUGAUGACGGUGUGUAA
This is a messenger RNA of Macadamia integrifolia, 966 nucleotides long. RefSeq names its product casein kinase II subunit beta-1-like. Gene Ontology annotation, molecular function: protein kinase regulator activity. The transcript has 3 exons. Gene Ontology annotation, cellular component: cytoplasm; protein kinase CK2 complex. The coding region runs from base 451 to 966 and encodes 171 amino acids. NCBI's taxonomy places the organism in Eukaryota, Viridiplantae, Streptophyta, Magnoliopsida, Proteales, Proteaceae. The record is from RefSeq and is a predicted model, not a curated record.